Notothenia coriiceps (black rockcod) is the source of this 1761-nucleotide messenger RNA. Its product is annotated as retinaldehyde-binding protein 1. The transcript is spliced from 8 exons. Gene Ontology annotation, cellular component: membrane. The record is from RefSeq and is a predicted model, not a curated record. NCBI's taxonomy places the organism in Eukaryota, Metazoa, Chordata, Actinopteri, Perciformes, Nototheniidae. Gene Ontology annotation, molecular function: phosphatidylinositol bisphosphate binding. Bases 79 to 1002 code for a protein of 307 amino acids.
CGCUCCACACAGACGAGCCCUCGCCAGCAACCUCACAUCUGCCUCAGACAGAACAAAGCUGACAUAAGAGCAGAAGACAUGGCUGUGGUUAGUGGAACUUACCGUAUGGUGUCGGAGGAGGAGCAGGCUCUCCGGGCCAAGUUGGAGCGUCUCACCGUCAAGGACCACGGGCCGGUGUUCGGACCCUGCGCCAGCCUGCCGGACCACACCAAGCAGAAGGCCAAGGACGAGCUGAGCGAGACAGAUGAGAAGAAAGUGUCAGCAGCGAAGGAACUGCGAGAGAUAAUAAAGGAGAAGGCUGAUGGAGGGGACGACCUGGCUAAGGGCGUGCAGGACACGUUUGGGGAGAAACCGGACGAGAUGCUGCUCCGCUUCAUCCGUGCCAGGAAGUACGACGUGUCCAGAGCCUACGACCUCAUGAAGGGCUACGUGCGUUUCAGGAAGGAUUACCCCGAGCUGUUUGAGAAUCUGACCCCGGAGGCCGUACGCAGCACCAUCGAGGCCGGAUACCCCGGGAUCCUGCAGAGCAGAGACAAGGACGGCCGCGUGGUUCUGCUCUUCAACAUCGAGAACUGGGACUACGAGGAGAUCACAUUCGAUGAGAUCCUGCGUGCGUACUGUGUGAUCCUGGAGAAGCUGCUGGAGAACGAGGAGACUCAGAUCAACGGGUUCUGCAUCAUAGAGAACUUUAAGGGCUUCACCAUGCAGCAGGCGUCAGGAAUCAAACCCACGGAGCUGAAGAAGAUGGUGGACAUGCUGCAGGAUUCAUUCCCUGCCCGUUUCAAAGCUGUGCACUUCAUCCACCAGCCCUGGUACUUCACCACCACCUACAACGUGGUCAAACCGCUGAUGAAGGGCAAGCUGCUGGAGAGAGUGUUCGUCCACGGAGACGAGCUGGAAAGCUACCACAAGGAGUUUGACGCCGACAUUCUUCCCUCUGAGUUCAAUGGAAAAGGUUCCAAGUACGACGGCAAGGCCAUAGCCACCAAACUGUUCGACUAAACAUCCUCCUCCUCCUUCUUCUUCUGCACCAACGAGGCCGAGAGCUGUCAUAUAUAUUACACACCCUGCAGACUGUGGAGACUCAAGGCCCAGUUCUAGCUGUGUGGUUGUAGGGAGAAAUGUUAUGAAGAAAGUUUGUGACAAGGACGAAUGAUGUUGUUUUCCAGAAGUCCUGACAAAGCACAGUCCAACAGGACACCACUCACACUUAAAUGAUACCACGUUACACCUGUUUUGCUUGAAAAUAUGUAAAGAUGUUACCGUAAUUAAACAAAUGUUUGAGCACUCUGUGUUGCCUUUCUGCUUUCACUACACUGCAAACAUUGCUUGUCAAAUAAAAAAUUUAAGGAAAUCAAACUUAACAUUCUUUUAUUAAACACAAUUCAACAUUGAACAAAACACAUAAAAAACAAAGAUUAUGUUUAAAAGUGGAGUUUUCUACUGACAGCUAGUGGAACUUUGCAGAAUUUAAAUGUAUAACAUAUUCACGUUUAUCCAAAAGAAAGUGCUUCUCAUUUGCCUUUGAGAUGUUCUGUCUCUCUCCUUUGUUUGGACUGUAUUUCAGCCACACGGCUUGUUUCUAACUCUGGCAGGCUCCAGCUUUCUGAGUUUCCACCCUCUGCCCCCCCCCCGUCGUCGUCGUCGUCUCUCCUUGAAGUACAAGGCUGAAAUUCAAGUGCCUGUCUCUCUCUCUCUCGUGUGAUUUUUAGUAUGAAUAUUAGAAAGUUUUACCCCAUCGAGCUUCCUGGUGCACCAAUA